AUGGCGGACCCCUUGGCGAAGGCCCUGUGGAGCGCGCUGGGCAUGUCCUGGGCGAUGGCGAUGGCGCUGGCGCGGCUGCUCCUGGCGUUGUGGCUCGCCCUGGCCGCCGCAGGUGGUCUGGAAGUAGAGAUGGCUGGGAGGAGGCAGACGGUAUCCCUCAAUAAAAAUAUCACCAUCAUCUGCAAAGUGCCUGGAGCUCCAAACUUGGACAUCAGGACUAUGGGUAUCAGAUGGUUUUGGAAGAAUCAGACAUCUGAUCUGGAGAAAGUGUUUGAGUUUAUCGGAGAUCACCAAGAGGCAAUCCGACCUGGAGCCACUGUGUCUCUAUGGAGGCUGAAGAGGGGUGAUGCCUCACUACAGCUGCCUGCCAUCCAGCUGAGGGAAGCGGGAGAAUACCGAUGCGUGGUGGUGGUCACCCCACAGAAGGCGGAGGGCAGGGUCUGGCUAGAAGUUAUAGCUCCCUGCAACGUGGACUAG
Castor canadensis (American beaver) is the source of this 477-nucleotide messenger RNA. Lineage: Eukaryota; Metazoa; Chordata; Mammalia; Rodentia; Castoridae. The record is from RefSeq and is a predicted model, not a curated record.